Messenger RNA from Peromyscus leucopus (white-footed mouse), 1644 nucleotides. RefSeq names its product B-lymphocyte antigen CD19. Gene Ontology annotation, cellular component: external side of plasma membrane. NCBI's taxonomy places the organism in Eukaryota, Metazoa, Chordata, Mammalia, Rodentia, Cricetidae. The record is from RefSeq and is a predicted model, not a curated record. Gene Ontology annotation, biological process: B cell receptor signaling pathway; regulation of B cell activation; B cell proliferation involved in immune response.
GGUUCAUUGCCCACCAGCGUCCUGCCCGCCCCAGCAUUCUCCGCGGCACAGAGAAGCUGAGUGCCCCGGGGAGCCCGGCUACCAUGCCAUCUCCUCUCCCUCUCCUGCCUCUUCUUCCUUACCUUGUAGGAGGCAGGACCCCCCAGAAGCCGAUCCUGGUGGAGGUAGAAGAGGGAAGCAACAUUUUGCUGCCAUGCCUCCGGACCCCCACGGUCUCUUCUGAGAAGCUGGCCUGGUAUCGAGGGAAUCAGUCAACCCCCUUCUUGGAGCUGACCCUAGGGUCCCCAGGCCUGGGCCUGCAGGUGGGGCCCCUGGGAAUCUUGCUAGUCAUUAUCAACGUCUCGGACCAUAUGGGGGGCUUCUACCUGUGCCAUAAGCCCCCUUUCAAGAAGGAUACCUGGCAGCCUGCCUGGACAGUGAACCUGGAGGACAGUGGGGAGCUGUUCCGCUGGAACGCUUCGGAUAUAAGGGACAUGGACUGUGGCCUGGAGAACAGGUCUUCAGGGAGCCACAGGCCCGCUUCUGGUUCCCAAAACAUUUCCUGGCUGUAUGUGUGGGCUAAAGACCAGCUGAGGCCGUGAGGACGGUCUGUUGUCCCACGGAGGGUCAGUCUGAAUCAGAGUCUCAUCAACCAAGGUAAGGGGACAGUCCCUGGCUCCACACUUUGGCUGUCCUGUGGGGCCCCUGUCCCAGUGGACAGAGGCUCCAUCUCCUGGACCCAUGUGCAUCCUUGGAGGCCUAAUGUUUCAUUACCGAGCCUAAGCCUAGGGGAGACACCCAGUCGAGAGAUGUGGGUUUGGGGGCGUGUUCUGUCACUGCCUCAAGCCACAGCUUUAGAUGGUACCUAUUAUUGUCUCCAUGGAAACCUGACCAUCGAGAUGCAUGUGAAGGUCAUUGCAAGCAGUGUGCUCUGGCUGCUGAGGACUGGUGGAUGGAUCCCAGUUGUGACUAUAGUCUAUCUCAUCUUCUGUAUGGUUUCUCUGGUGGCUUUUGUCUAUUUUCGAAGAGCCCUUAUCUGAGAGGAAAAGAAGCGAAUGAUGGACCCGGCCAGGAGAUUCUUCAAAGUGACCCCUCCCCAGGAAACGGGCCCAAAUCAGUAUGGGAACGUGCUCUCCCCUUCCGACACUACCUCCGCGCUCACACGAACACCCCCCCCCCCCCUCCCACCCCCCCCUACCGCCGCCCAGCUGGAAGAAGAAGGGAGGCCUAAUGAAGAGCCAGACAGUGAGGAGGGUUCCGAGUUCUAUGAGAACGACUCCAACCUUGGACAGGACCAUUUCUCAGAUGGUAGUGGUUAUGAGAGAACCUGACGAUGAGCCCACGGGUCCAGGGAGGAAGACUCCUUCUCUAACGCCGAGUCUUAUGAAAACGCCGACGAGGAGCUGGCCCAACCUGCUGGCAGGACAAUGGACUUCCUGAGCCCCCAUGGAUCUGCCUGGGACCAGCCAAGAAGCAUCCUCCAGGGUCAGUCCUAUGAGGAUAUGAGAGGGAUACUGUAUGCAGCUCAGCUCCGAUCGAUUCAGUCUGGCCCCAGCCACGAGGAAGGUGGGUGCUUCUGCCCGCUUCUUAGUUGUCCUCUGGACCACUCCCUCCUGUCUCCUUCCCAUCCUGUGGAUACUUUCCUUUUUCCUGGUCUUAUCUAGA